Messenger RNA from Topomyia yanbarensis, 24836 nucleotides. RefSeq names its product myocyte-specific enhancer factor 2 (gene Mef2). The record is from RefSeq and is a predicted model, not a curated record. The coding region runs from base 1850 to 3451 and encodes 533 amino acids. Gene Ontology annotation, biological process: cell differentiation; positive regulation of transcription by RNA polymerase II. NCBI's taxonomy places the organism in Eukaryota, Metazoa, Arthropoda, Insecta, Diptera, Culicidae. Gene Ontology annotation, molecular function: DNA-binding transcription factor activity, RNA polymerase II-specific; RNA polymerase II cis-regulatory region sequence-specific DNA binding; protein dimerization activity. The transcript has 9 exons.
GAUAGUGUAAGGUCAGAGCCAACCGUCGGUCCGUCAGUCGAGAACGAACGGGGAUAUCGACAUCAUCGCAUCUGACACUGCACACUACUCACCCGUAGACCGGACGAAGAUCCCAUCAGCAGGCGAGCGAGCAAGCGAGCAGACAGGCAGAGGACUCUGGCAGUGGUGGACUGAGUUUUUUUCACCUAUUAUAAUUCAUGGGUUUUAUUUUUAUGUUCGGAUAUUCCAAUAAUAUCGCGACGCGUGGAGAAUAAAUAGCGUGCAACUUUAAAAAUAAAAGUGGAAGUACGGUAAUAACAACAAACAAGCGGUGUGGUAUUAAUAGUGCGAAUGUUUUGAAACAUAAGAAGGUGAUUUUAGACGAAAAGGAGGUGUGUUCUUUGGUUCAUAUUUUUAAUCGACGACCGGCGAUUGAUUUUUACUGUGCAUUGGUCGCGGUGCGGUGUUUGCUCGAAACUGCGGUAGAUUGAUGGGGUAAUUUGAUUUGCUAUAAAGCACUAAGCGGAAAACAGUUUUUUUUUUGCUGGGCAAUCGAAAGGAUAUUACUUAGCGAGCUCUAAACGAAUGAACGAACGAACGAAAGAAAGUUUUGGCGAACAACGGAAAACCUUUAAUCGAAAGUGAGAGCUACUUCCCGACCGAAUAGAAAAGAGUAGACGCAAAAUAAGUGAAAAAGUACCUUAGUGUGUCCGUGUCGAUUCAAAGGCUCCGAUUCCGAAUCAGAGAAAGUGAGAAGAAAACAAACGGGAAAAUCGAAUCCUAUUGAAAUUUGAUUGCCAUGGAAAAGUGAAGAGUGCUCGGUAGAAACGUGGAAAUAUUGAAUUACCUUUAACCUUCCUGCCCGGAAUGUUAUGUACUCGAUAGAGGUGCCCUCCAUUUCCCCAUUCACAACGUCGUCAUCGUCAUCAUCAUCAUCAUCAUUAUCAUCAUCGUCGUGGUCGACAUCGUCUGUGUCGUUGUUAUUAUUGGUGUGCCCAAUUUGAGUGGGUGGUGGAAAAUACCCACGCUUUUCACCUUGACUCGCUGGUUGGUUGGUGUAGCGUCGGCGACGGUGGCGGCAUUCGGUCGUGUGUUUGUGUUAGUGCGCGGCCGAAGGUCCAGGAGCGCUAGUGCUGCUGCUUUUGAUAUUGCCUGUUUCAACGGCGAAGAGAUUUAUCCGAUGAUGAUACCGAUCGUGUGAGCAUGGUGACAUAGCGAAUUGAAGGUCCUUUUUCCAUAAUCUGAAUAAGCUGACGAUUUUAUCCAGUGCGAAAACGGGGAAUAGUGGCGAGUUGCAUAAUACACGACCGACCGUCGGACGACGACGACGACAGAGGCCCACUAACCGUCGGAAUAUCGGGAGGUAAACAAGACUAUCGUUCUGUUGUCGAUUGGUGCAGCAGAAAUAAAGCAGUGGCGGCGGAAUUCCUCUUUCGACCUAGGACGAGCGGCGACGGAGCUGAGCUUUUUGUGUUCGCCCGCGCGUCAGCCAGGAGAAGAGGAAUCAGUGGUCGGAAAAGCGACUGUGCUGUAAUAGAGUCGAGUGUGUUUUAAGGGUGCGGAAGUGCCAUUUUCUUCCAAAGAGCAAAGAGUGUCGUAAACAAGCCCGGAAAGGGCGAAGAAAUCACAGAGUAACUGCUACUGCGGGGAGUGUGCUAUUUAUUCCCGGUUACCAACCGACCCGGCGACUGUUGGGUUGUAAACAGUGUGCAGCGUGACAUUUUCGGUUUCAUUUUCACUGUUUUUUUCCUUGCAUUUGUUGAAGUGCCUGUGGUGGUAUAACUGGAGUAGUCAGCCAAAACAAUCCGGUAAAACUGGAGAACGUAAAUUAGCAACUUGGUUAACACGCGGCAGCAGUUGAGCGGAGAAGAUGGGUAGAAAAAAGAUACAGAUCUCACGGAUAACGGACGAGCGGAACCGGCAGGUGACGUUCAACAAGCGAAAGUUCGGCGUGAUGAAGAAAGCGUACGAACUGUCGGUGCUGUGUGACUGCGAAAUCGCCUUAAUUAUCUUCAGCAGCAGUAACAAGCUGUACCAGUACGCCAGCACCGACAUGGACAAGGUCCUGCUGAAGUACACCGAGUAUAACGAGCCGCACGAGUCGCUGACGAACAAAAACAUAAUCGAGUUGCAGGUAAACGCGCAGAAAGAGAACAAAAAUGGCACCAUGUCACCGGACUCGCCGGAGCCGGACGACAACUACACCCUGACGCCACGCACCGAAGCCAAGUACAACAAAAUCGACGAGGACUUUCAGAUCAUGAUGCAGCGCAAUCAGCAGCAGUCGGUCAGCGGACGGAUCAAUAUGGGAAGUAAUAGUUACUCGCUGCCGGUGUCGGUGCCGGUGAUCGGGACGUACAAUGAUUCCAGCAUGCUGCAGAGUAGUCCCCAGAUGGCACACAAUAGUAUUAGUCCGCGGCCUUCCAGUUCGGAGACGGAUUCAGGUGGGUUCUUUCCACUUUUAGUGUACCCCUCCGGUGGACUCCUGGAGAUGUCCAACGGAUACCCGCACUCAGCGUCGCCCCUCGGAGGAUCUCCUAGUCCCGGGCCAAGUCCAGGUAUUGGCACCCAUCAGCAUAACAAUAGUAACCAUAACCAUAACCAUAACAAAAUGCAACAUCAAUCGAUGAAACAAAGUCCACCGGGAAGUUCCAGCGCGCGAUCAUCUAACCUUCGGGUGGUGAUACCGACGCCGAUGAAUGCGACCAUCAACGCUGACGAUAUUUCCUACGUAGAGCAACACUCGCGACAACAGGGCAACUUGAAUACACCGGUGGUAGCGCUACAGACACCGAUCCCGGGACUGUCCAACUACACGACAACGCUGGGUUCGUUCGGUGCGCAAGAUUUCUCGAUCAAUUCCGACCUGAGCAUGAUCGCGUCGUGGGGCGCCGCGGCAGCUAACAAUGCUGCCAAUUCGUUGGGGCAGCACUCCAGAAUCUUUUUCAGUAGUGGUCUACCCCAUCUAGCCGUGUCGAACAGUACUCCCCCACCGUCCACUUCACCGCUGUCGGUGAAGAUUAAGGCGGAACCGAUAUCGCCUCCCCGGGAGCACCACUCAUCGUCGUCCCACCACCAUCACAGUAACCUGAGCGGUGCUGGUGGAGGCGGUGGAGGUGGCGGCGGCGGAGGAGGAGGAUCAGGAGCAGGAAGUGGCAUGCACGGACAGAACAGCAACCAUCAGCUGGCGGUGACCUCGAUGGCUUCCGUGGGCCACAGUAAUUCGUCCGUGUCACUCGGCAGCAGUUUGAACCAUUCGCACCUGAUACAUUCGAGGCCUUCGUCGACGGGGCACCUAACUCCGACGCCAGGUUCCCCUCUGUUUUCAGGUUCCGUCACACCCACCAAUGCACCUUCACCGGUCGACAUCCGGCACAUCUCCGUCGGUGGUGGUCACCUGCCCGAUUACGACUCUCCAGUGUCCUCGAACGCCCAUAAAAGACCAAGAAUAUCCGAGGGUUGGGCCACAUAGCCCUCGAAGGGUGGCGGCGGUGUCCAGCAACAGCAGCAGCAACAGUGUUUCCUCGACGACAACUCUAACCAGAUCCAGCUGGCUAACGACAUGGGUGGCGCAAGUGGUGGCGGUGGUGGUGAGAACGAUUUUGCCCGGAAGUUGCAACACCAGCAGCAACAGCAACAACAACAGCAGCAGCAGCGAGUAUCAUCCUCGCAGCAUCUCCAUCCAUUCUAUCAAAGUGCGUGUGUCAAUAGUAACAGUAACAGUAAUAACAGCAGCAUCGGCGGCUAUCCCAGCCAGUCCACAUCCCCGUACGCCAACGGUGGCCACAUGGGCCACCAUCAUUCACCGUCGCCGGUUGGUAUGGGGCAUAUGCAUCAUCAGCAGCAACAACAACAGCAGCAGCAGCAACAACAACACUACUGAGUGGAGGAUAAGUGUUUUAGAUUAGGAGGAAGAAAUGUGAUUCAGUCACCACCAACAGAAGAGAUUUUUUAGUUCGAUUUGACGAAAAAGCGAUGAGGUAUGAUUGGUACUUGAAGAAGUAUGAAUGAUCAUGAACGAGUGGGUGUGUAGAAAAGGGUAAGAAAUAAUAAGUGUGCUACAACUGUGUUCAGGUUGUAGCACAUGACGUCAUCUUAACUUAUUGUGUUAAUUGUACAUAACCGAAAGGAGGGAAAAGAAAGCAAAUUUUCUUUUCAAAUCAGAUUAGUUUAUUUUUAGAUGAGUUUCGUUUCGAUAAGUGCAAUAAUAUAUUUUAAACACAUUACUAAAGAACCAGUUUUAAGUGAAACUUAUAAACAGUUUGUACAAGAAACUGUGCUGAACAGAGGAAACAUGUGUGUUUAACUCACUGGAAAAUCACUAGAUUAGUACCGGACCGUAACGAUAGACAAGCCAUUAAUUUAGUCAGAAUGCUAAUUGGUGUGGUAAAAGAGUAGUAAAUUUGUUUUGACCUAACCAGAAUAGAAACCUUCAAAGCGUAAAGAUGAGACGCGUAUCAUAAUCACGACGGAAGGCGUAAAUUUGUGCCAUCAAACUCCGUGGUAGCUGGACGAAUGUCUCGCUAUUUGUGUUGGUGUGGUUUCCCCUUUGUUGUAGCCGAUCAACUAAACAGCGAGCCUUUGCUGUACAACCUGCAACUUAUCUGUUUACAUGUGAGAUGUAUUUGGUGUGAAAUCACGUGUGAAUGUUAUCUCGACUGCUACGGUGAGUAGAUCACCUCUAGUUGAAACCUACCAUUUUGUGGAUCUGAAAGGAGAGUAAAAAGAAGGAUUAAAGUUGUUCAAAGGUUUCCAAAACCUUACCCGAACCCAUGUCCACGUGUUACUUGUUGAAACUCUCAAAGAUCGUCGUUUAAAUGGAUACUGCGUAGGAGCGAUUCCAGUAGAGUCGUCUGAGCAGCAGAUCGACCGAUCGCCAGAGAUAGUCAUUAUUUACACAGUCAAUUUACCAAGCCUACCAAGUGGGCCCAGAACAGGUGCAACAAUCAACAAUCGUUCAUUCAUACAAAAGAAGAUUAUCUUAAGCUAACAUCACACAAACACAUCCCCAGAGAGAGAUAUGGAUUUUAGCCGACGAACGGGAGCUGGAUUUGAUUCAGCAGUAGGUAGGUUGGUUGUUUUUGUGCUGGUGAAACAUGUGCUCAAAGAUUUCAAAGAAAUGAAAGAUACCCCCACUUUUUCACAAAUUGGAGAUACAGCUUACAACAUUGCUAGAUGAGUUUUGACUUACUACAGCACAAAAUUUCAACUAUUCGAUAUAUAGGUGGAAAAUAGAGCUUGAAAGCGACGAAACAUGCUUAUGGCUUACAGAUGCACUACAAAGUCGAAUAAUGAACAGAAACUGCCGGAGAAAAGUCAUUAGCAGGGUAAAAACAAAAUCUGUUGUAGUGGUGCGGAAAAGAUGGUGGCAUUCUUUAAAAACCAGUAUAUGACAAACUAGCUCAUGCCCUUGUGUUUCUCUGAAAACAGUUUUAUAGCAGCCCAAUUUUUCAACGCCUAGAAUUUUUCUCAAAGAGCUGUUACAAUUGUAACAAACAAUUCCGGAGAGGAAUCCCACAUCCUAAACGAAAAUAUUUUUGGCCUCUUAUGUUCAAAUCUUGGAUGACUACAUUCCUAGGAUAGGUAGUUGUUCAACUUAAUCCCAUUCGGACAGUUUGUUUGAAUUGAAGUUGGCUACUCUUUUAUAGUUGGAACUGUACUGCCCGUAAUCGUAAGUCAGUCCCAUGUAGAUGGUCCCAUAGAACAUGGGACUGACCUGCGAAUAUGGGCAGUGUAGACCCUAGCUGCUUUAGAUAGUGGUAUCGUUCGGAAAGUCAUCCGGAAAUUACUUCCUGCAAUUCAAUGACUCGAAGUUGACUCAAACAGACAUACGUAAAGUGCACUCUUCUUAGUCAGAUGUUCAUGUUCGAAAUGUGUAUUCAUAAAUGAAGCGGGCGUCUAAAACAUAGUAGACAAACAGUUGUAGGCGGCGUAGCGAUUGAUACAAAGCAACUGGAGCGCAACUGUUGAACGCGUGUAGUAAACAGUCGAGCAGAUAUUAAUUAUUAGACACUGAUUUCUUACGUUUAUGGAUUCAAAAGUCUACACAGAUUUUUAAAUUAUUUCGACUUAAACGUGUGUUAACUGUUAUGUACUAAUUGGUUUAUCGUAUGGUAGCAUGGUUUUAUAACUGAACGAUUUCUUAGGGCAAAUCUUUAAAAUUUCACGUCGCUAAAAAAAGUACAAAUUGAUACAGUGUACGUACACCGACAGGCUGUGUUCUUACGUACAUGACAGAUUCCUCAGUGUACAGAUAGACUUUAGCUUUUCCCUGCACUGCAGCUAUACGCAUAACUGUCCCAUGUUGCCGUUCACGAACAAAUCCGGAGUCCUACAAAUCAACAAUAUGGCAACCCUCAAGAUGAUGAAUCUGCCUGUUGAACUUUUAAAAUCUCAAGUUUACACAACGGACAUAUGAAACCCGGGAUUUGUACCAGGGUUUGGCUGAAUUUCAAAGAUAAGAGCCACAAUGUUACGAUACCCGUGUAUGAUAACACUAUAGUUGAGAGGUGGAUUUCAUCGGUCGGUACCUGAAAUGCUGUGAAUUGUGGUCAGGAAGGUGAUCUCUCGAAUAAGGAUACUGAUGUUGCCAAUUUUUUCGGAAUCCGGAGUUGAAUAUCGAGGUUUGUGUACUAUGAUCUGAAUUCGGAGAUUUGCAUGCAGGGAAAAGGAACUUUGUACAGCCAGGUUUUUUAACGAUGCGUACCGCGUAAUUGGAAUCCGGAAAUUGGAAUUGGAAAAUCCGCGUAAAAAAACCGAGUUAAUUGGAAAAUCUGCCUAAAAAGCGCGUUAAUUCGAAAAUCCGCGUAAAAAACUCUCAGCAAAAGACUCACGGAUUUCGCAAUUAACACGGUUUUUGCAAAAAUAUUCCUUUUGAAUGCCAAAGACUUAGAAGAUUUUCGGAAAGAUGGAAGAGACUACAGACACCUUAUAUAACAGACUAGCAGAGAGAAAAACAGUAAAACUAGCAACCAUGGAUGUAAACUGGCAUCACGAAGCUCCCAUAGAGUACUUGACAAUCUGUAACUGUAUUAGUGUAUUCGACGAUUUGUUUUCCUCCACCUGUCAUAGGUGGAGAUAAACAAAUCGAAAAUAACUUUUCAGUCGGAUUAUUCUCAUGAUGGAAUCUGACCAACCGGCAUUGUACGUCUUCGGAAUGACUUUUACAGCGACAAAAAGAAUUUCAGCACCAUUAUAAAUACUUUAUGCGAACUAUUUCAAAUGUUUAAAUUGGCUGACAGUUUUACAUAUGACAGCUGGAGGAAAACAAACCACCCAAGUGGUGUGAGUGAAAUGAUUUGCAUAGAACUCUAUAAGCUUUGCAUUGGGCUUCCUCUUGUACUUCCCCUCUCAAAACCAUCAUGCUCGUUUGGCUGCACUUUUUGACAGUCCGUUUGGCUGCAAUUUUUGACACUUCGCUAGUCUGUGUCUAAAGUGUCUGUAGAAGAGACGAGUCUGGACUCCUUCCCAGUCAGAAAAUUUUCUGGCAGAGACCGCUCUGCUAGAUUUCUGUAAGUCUUGGUUUGGCAGCCCUGUCAGAUUUCUGCGCGUGUCCUGUCGGGUUAGUUGAGCUAGGGCGAAUUCGGUUUCGCUCACGUUUUCUGGCAAAUUUUGACAGAAACCGAGCUAAACCCUGGCAUAAUUCCGACAUAAACUGUGCAAAGAUCCUGGCAAUUCCUGCCUGGUAGAAUUUAGCACGAAUCGAGCAAAACAUCUGACAAAGAUGUGGCAGGAAGCGUGCAGAGAUCUUGGCCGCACAUUUCUGGCUGGAUUCUGGAUAAAAGUGAGCAGCAUCGGUUGGUUUAACCACUUCUGUCAGAAACGGUUGUUGCAUUUGAGCGAAUUCGUUGCCAGAUUUCUAGCACAAAUCGCGCAAAAUGCUCGCAGAAACUCUGCCAGCAUCAAUUUCGCUUUGCCCACCUUUUGCUAACUUUCUGCUUGCCACGCUGACCGCGCAGGAGCUGGAACAUUCUGACGCGAAAUUGGAACAAAAACGACCCCCCCCCCCUAUUGUCAUAUCUUGGCAUAGCUUUCGACGAGUCUUGAUUCGAGUUAACAAUAUCCAGUCGCUUUUUUGGUCCGAGGAACUGUGCUUCAUAAACGCCAGUGGCUGACCUAGGGACAUGAAGUUUCGUUUUAAAUUUGCUAUAGAACAUUGCACAAUAACGCAAUCAAAGAAAAACAUGUCAGUUUAGCCAGCUUGUUUACAAGGCGUUAAAAUAUUAAAGCUAUUCGAGCCCAGUUCCUCGUACUAUGCUAAGACAAGACAUGACAACAGGAGGGAGGGGGGGAGGGGGGGUUGUGGGUCCCCACAAAGAGAAUAGGGAAAGAGACGAAGAGUGAAAAUCAGUCAAAACGGCAACACUCCAUUUAUGGUGAUUUCAACACUAGAAUUUUGGCAACCGCUUCCACAAGCAGCACUUUAAAUGACUCCUAUUAUAUUUUGAAAAGAAACCGUAUGUCGAUCGUUGGAUUUGUUUAUCAAAUGAUGUGCAUUUUGAAACAAUAUAAUUCUAAAACUUGUUUUUACUAAUACAUAUACUCUGGAAUGCACCUUAAAAUCAUGACUGAACUAAAUUCUGACGAAAAUUCAAAUUUCUUUUUUGAUAGAUGUACAAUACUUAUCUCCUCCAACUCAGGCAUGAGUAAUGUUUAUUUACAUUGCACGAUUGGUCUGCUCAAUUGAGAUAUCUGACGUUUAAAAUAUUCACACUGAUAUCUUACAUUUUUAUACUACCGCCCUCCCCUCGAGCCCAGAAGCGGUUUGUUUUCCUCCCAAUUCGCCGUGCAAUCGAUUUGUUUUCCUCCCAAUUCAAACGUCAAAACGGCACAAUACCAACGCAGCUGGAUAAGUCUAUAAGGUAUUUUCGGCUUCGCACUAUUCGCCUCUUUCCCUAUUCUCUUUGGGUCCCCAUUUUGGCUCGAAUCAAAAAUUUGUCGAAAUGUCUAUUGACAAUAGGUUCAUCCGAAGCGUUCAUUUGUAUUUACAUUUUGCUAGUGUUGCCAAUUUUAUUUUGGUUUCACCACCCAAUAUAGCUGUUGUGCCAGCUCUUGUUUGUCCGGCGGACACUUCUUGUCAGGGCGGCUUAGGUACUUCCACCGGAAUUUUGGAUUUUCACAACUAAUGGAACGCAAACAAAUAAAUUUUAUCGUCACCUACUCUAUCUAUCGUCAACAACUGUUGGUGCUCGCCGGAUACCGUCAAAAAAUGGGCAUAUACACUGUACGGAGUGUAUACUCAAAAAGAGGUAUAUUUUCACCCACUUAUAAAUUGUUACCCUGACGGGUGACACGCCACAUUGCUUUUACGCGUGCUGUCCGACUUUCCUACAGCUCAGUCGAACUAAAGCUAGGUAUAGCCCCUACGUUUGAGUAAAACGGGCAAACUAGUGGAUCACAGGUUUGCUUACUUCCGACGGCGGGUCGGCGGCCACCUCGUCAGGCGGAUCUUCAGCAGUUUUGCUACGAUUCGAUUCCUAGGCUUCGGUUAUGCGGCUAAGCCGCAUCGUACUAGUUCACCUUAAACAGAGUUUCAUGAAUAGUAUCGGAUUAUUGCCGGAAAUUUCCUAAAAUAUAAGCUGGAAAAUGAAAAAAAAGUCUGGUAACGCUCCAGCUCUCCGUUGAACUCUAACGAUUAGGUUUCACACAACCCGACAUAACCCCACAAAAUGAGCCGAAUGAACCUCGUUUGACAAUUCUUGGUGGUUUGUUUACUUGUCAGUUACGUGAGUUCGAAUGAAACAGAUGAGCACCCGUUGCACUCGAACUCACGCAACUGACAAAGUAAACAAACCACCGCGAAUUGUCAAAUAUGAGCUUCAUUCAUCAUGAGUUGAUUCGUGUCGUCAUCUUGUGGGCCCGCAUUGAGUUCUUUACGCUGACGUCACAAAUGAAUUCAAUUGUUCAUUUUUGACAGUUCGCUUGUACUGUUUACAUGGACUUAGAAAAAUUCUUUGCGAAUUGCAUCGUGCAAAUAUAGUCGUCCACAAAAUUUUUUUAAGUCCAUGUAAACAGUACAAGUGAACUGUCAAGAAAAGUGAGGUUAACUGUGUCCGUAAAGAACCUAAUUUUUGGCUCGAAUCAAAACUCGUCGAAAUGUCAAUUGACGAUAGGUUCAUCCGGAGUGUUCAUUUGUGUUUACAUUUUGCUAGCGUUGCCAACUUUAUUUUAAUUCCACCACCCAAUAUGGCUACGGCACUUUGCUUUUGCACGUGCUGUCCGACUUCGCUGCCGCUCAGUCGAACUUCAACUAGGGAUAGCCCCCAUGUUUGAGUAAGCCAGACAAACGAGUGGAUCACUUGCUUCCGACGGCGGGUCGGUGGCCACCACGCCCGGCGGAUCCUCAGCGGCUUUGUGCCGCUUCGGUUCCUAGGCCUCGGUUAUGCGGCUAAGCCGCAUCCUACUGGUGACACCUUAAACAUAGGUUCCUGAAGGGUAUCGGAUGGUUACCGGAACCCAGUAAAGUUCAACCGGAAAUGAGCCGGUAUUCUGGUUGGUUCUAAUUAGUAUUCCGGCUCCAAUGAUACAAUCGAUUUUAACUAGAAUCGGUUUUGUCACUGGAGCUGGAAUACGAAUUAGAACCAGCCAGCAUUCCGGCUCGGCGUAACUGGGAAGUUUCCUAAAAUUUCAUUUGGGAAAUAAAAAUUUUCUGGCAAGUUUGACGUUAUGGAAUAAACUUUGUUUAUUUUCGCCAAGUUUUGAUUCGAGCCAACAACAUCCAGCCGCUCAUUUUGUGGGGUUGCGUCAGUUGGUAUAAAACCUAAUUGAAUUCUUUACGGUGAAGUCACAAAUGAAAUCGAGUGUUUAUUUUUCACUGUUUACAUGGACGUAGAAUAAUUCUUUGCGAUUUGUUGUGAGUGAAUCAAGUUGUCCACAAAAAAUUAUAAGUAAUUGUAAACAGUACUAGUGAACUGUCAGAAAAGUGAGUUAACCUCCCUCAGUAAAGAACCUAAUUCGGCAGACUUGUCCAGUUGCAUUGAUGUUUCAGUUUGAAUUUGAAGAAAAACAAAUUGUUUACACAGCGAAUCUAACAAACUACUUCUGUGCUUAAAAGACGCCUUAUUUGACGUCUAGCACACCUACACAUUUGUAAUGUGUAUAGACAUAUAUGUAUACGAAAUUAGCCAUGCACACAGCGAUUCUCCACCUGAUUUAACCUCAUUUGGCAAAAAUUCCACCAGAUUUAACCUCAAUCUCGCACUAACACAACUGCACAUGGAUCAAUCCAUUAUUGGCUCGAAUCAAAACUCCUCAAAUUGUCAUUUGGGUCAUUAAGCCAUAUGCUGUUUUCGAUUUUUUCCGAUGCAGCUGACGCAAUCGAACUUUUUUUUUUUCAGAUUUUUGUAAGCAAAAUUACAAAUAUUUUUUUUCGGAUUUUCUUCGUACACAGAAAGAAAAAGUAUACAAAACAGCAAAACAAAAUUUUACCCUAUAAAACUCUCAUGCUACUGCUGGAUAUCGAUACUGCUGAGGAAAGGGAGGCGAACCGUUCCUUCCGACGGAUUCGAAUAAGCGGGCCAAAUACGCAUGUUUGUGUUCCAGUGGAUUCAGUUAUCAAAUUAUUCAAAAAUUCUAAUUAACGUUAACAUAAAGGUGACAGAAGGGCCAGAUAUACGACAAAAGUACGCAUCUUUUUUGGAAUACCUGUCAAUUGACUACAUAUCGAUUGAAUGUUGAGUCUAAUAAAUUUAUAAAAAGUAUUCCAAUGCAUCAAUGAACUGGCAAUUCAAUAUUAAUUCUUCACAAGGGCUAAAGAAACUUUUGUAAACAAAUUGUUUCGCUCAUUAUUUCGCCGCCGAGGGCAAAUUCAUGAAAAAUGCUCAUUAAUCUACGUUUUCACCCUUCGUAGAAGUAAUUUCAAAUGUUUUCUGUGUUGAAAUUAAAACAAUUUAGGAGAAAUCAGCAAAACAAAAGUUGGUUUACAAAUCUCAUUAGUCCUUUGCAAAAGUUCAUAUGGAAUUAUAGUUUUUCUAACAAAGAGCAAAUCGCGCAUUUGCGAAUUAUUGAAAUUGGAUUCUAUGACAAACUUAAUCCAGUUAUUAGUGUGGUUUAUGACCUUGAAUAAUUUGAUUUUUCAAAUAAGGUGUGAUCUGGUUCGUCUGGAAAGAUAUUGUCAAGUGCAUCUUCCAAUAGAAAAAUCUAGAAUUCUUUGUUAUUAACUAUAUGCUAGCACCACCAAUAAUCUUCUGAAGCACUCCGCCUAAGCCAGUGUGAACCAGUCCUCCAGCACAAAAACAACCAAACCGACUCCGGGUUGAACGGUCGCAUAACGAAAGUAAAAAUCAUGAUACUCAUUACCUUAAAGCACGAAACUAUACGGUAGAACAAAACCGAGUGUUGCGGUUAUAGAAACGUAACCGAGGAACAGCAGCCAUUGAUUGGUUGGAUGUUGCGAAAAGUAUGAAGAAAAAAAAGCACCAGAAGGAUAGAUGAGAUAAAAACAGAAAACUUUGUGAAACAUAUCAUCGGAUGCGUGGCGAGUGCUGUUUUUCAAAUGGUGCACCUUGUCGCAUGUUCGCAUAAAAGGACGAAGAAACAGGAGAACGCCCGUAGAACUUCAUUAAAUUUUGAAUCUGUAUAAUAUCAAUUUAAAACAAAAUGAAGCCCAAACGAGAAUGCACUAAUCACAAAAUACAAGUGCAAGAAAAUAAAGAAAAAACUAAGUAAAACAUAGUUUGUGUGCCAUUAAUAGGAUUACCUACAGAGAGAAAUAUGUAUAUUUUAAAUUAAAGAGGAUUAGUGAUCGUGAAAGAAGAAGUAAACAUUAAUGUUAGGGAAAUAAAAUCUUGUUUUCUUAUGUUUCGUGAUAAACUGCUACUAGUACUACUACUAUUACUACUACUACUACAAUUAUUGCAGUAACAAGUACUGCAUUCUAGUACGUUGUUUGAAUCAUUUGAUCCUCCCCUUUUUUUAGUGAGAGAGUAAACGCAUUAUCUACAUGAUGAUACAGGAGGAAACACACACACACACACCCAUAUUAAUAUUGGUUUUUUGCUUUUGAUUCACCCUUUGUUUCGUUCUAGUUUGUUUGAUAGUGUAGCGGAUGGUAAAGAAAGAGGGGGUUAAGCAAGCGUAUGCGGGAACGGUGACCGAAACAGAAUGAUAUUUAUUUUUAAUGAGAUCUUUUUUCUUGUUUUGUUUAAUGUUUUGGAACAUGACUUGAGCUGCUAAAGUUGACGCAAAAAAAAAAAAUUAAAAAAUGAAAACAGUGAAUUAAACUCAAAAUGUAAAUUAUUUAUAGAGCAGAAAAAUCAGCAAUUGACAGGCCAAAUAUAGAGUGUGUUGAUGAGCGAAAUUAAAUGAAUUCUGUUGAAACAAAAUGAAGAAGGUUGGAUUAUCACUUUCUGUUAGUCGAUUAGAGUUGUAUCUUAGCUUAAAUUUCCUUUUUUUCCAGUCAUAGGAUUAGCAACAUUAAUUUGAAAUAAAAAAGAAAUGACUUUUACAAUGAGAUUGAUUUUAGUUUGUUUUCUUCUGUUAUUUUGUUGACACACCUUUCGAUCAGUGUUUUGUUCCAGGAAAGUUAAGGCAAAAUGGUAAGAGAGUAGUUCAACAAUUAAUUGUAGUCUAACAGCCAACAUUUGGUAAGGUAAACAACAUAUAUUUUGUAGUAGAAAUAAUCCAUCCAAAACCGAACGCAAACUAAUUGCAGAAAAAAUGCUGUUCAAAUGAAAGAAAACGAACAACAAAUUGGUUUUCACCCACUCACCUGUUAAUGUAAUGUAAUGUAAGUGUAGCAUGAUGAUAAAAAAAAAUACUAACAACUGUCGACUCCUUGCUCCUUAGAGGAAAUAACCGGAAGACGGUUCUGAACCGCGUAAAAACUUCCUAGAAGCGUGCAUUAGUUACCAAUGUCAACAACAACAAAACAACCAAUGAACGAUCGAAAAAUGCCACAAAUCGAUACCACUCAAAUGCCUACGAACCACAAACUAACUAACACUAACCAACUGACAGCUUGAGAAACUAACACAAUACUAACAUUUUUAAACGAUAAGAUAACAAUGGCUGAGCAAACAUUGAAAGAACAUUCCUUAUAGUGUCCAUCUCUCAAGUGUGAAUACGAUAGGCGAUGAGAGCAUUUGGCUGCAGGUGAUGCGAAAAAAGAAAACAACUUAACAAGUAAAUAAGCAUGAAUGUUAAUUAUUACCUCCACUUUGUAGAUGCCUUAAACACAGUGCCUAUGUAAGUAAACAAAAAAGAAGAAAACAUAAGAAGAACGGAGAAAAUCGUAUCUGAAAAUCACAUUCACACACACACACAUACAGAGAGCUGCUGCAGCAUAGCAUGAAAAGCUGAAAUCAAAUCACUACAAACAACCAACGGAUAGAUUUCCAUUGCAAUGUUAAAGUAAUCGGUUUUAUUCAGCGUUUAGUGAUAGCCUGAGCAUCGGAAUUCUGGCGUAAUCAAGCGCGUAAUUUCAUCACAGGCUACCGUUACUACCGCACUAGUUGGACGGAUUUCAUUCGUGCGCACGUUGUAGUGGACAGCAGAGUUACAAAUAUUCAAUUUCGUCUAAUGAAAAUUGAUCAUCUUCAGCCGCAUUCAUUUUCAAUAAUCGGUGACGCUACUGAAAACGUCGAACGAGCAAACAUGCCCAUUCAUUCAAUGCAGGCUUUCAUUCGUCUCCGAUUAUUGCACGAAGCGAACGUGCAGCAACGAAUCGAACGCACCAAAGUAGGCCCUGGCAAAAUGUAAGUGAUGAUAAUUUUUCUAUUAUAUGCUUUACCAACAUUUGAAAAUAUUUACCUAGAUAAUUAGUGAAAUGAAUUUUUUGUACGAUAUUUAACUGAAUGAAUAAUAUGGAUUUUUGAAUGAAUAUGUUUUCUACUCACCACGAGUCGCAUCAGACCUCAAAAGAGAGCUUGGAUUAUUUUUAACUCUGGUGAACCAGCCUAUGACUCGGGCUAUAACCGUGCAUAUUGUGGACUUUCGCUUUUGAAGUAAAAUACUUUCAAUAUUUCUAUAUGGUGUCUUCGUUUCAGAAUUUUUGGGCGAACUUUCACCCGUUUUUUAAAGGUGACUAUUUACCGAUGCACUGAUUGAAAAAAUAAAUGGAUGUUUGCGCUAUUUGAUUGGAAUGCACACCAAUUUUGUAGCUAAUUCCAUAGAAUGUACAAUUGGUGCAAAUAAUAGAAAUAAUGGAUUUUUUGAAAACAGUAAUAGAGGUACCGCGUGUGCAUUUGUAUCAUUCGUCGCUCACCUACCAAACGGGCAACAUUAUGACUGUAACGCCCGGAUGGUACGAUAAGCUGUUGAACACUGUUAACCGCGUUCGAAAUUGCACCCGGUUCUUUGCUGUGUGUAAAUCUUACCGUGUGCGCGAUUUGGAACAAACUAGUAUAGAAAUGCUAUGGAAUCGUGUACCCACGAUAAUAUGCAAAGUGGCUGGGUAGGGUGGAUUUGGAUUGAGUUCAGCACAGUGUAGGGUGCGACGUGUGUGCUGCUUGUGAGUUCGUGUAAGGAAAAAAUAUUUUUAAGCUUGUGUGUGCGUUGAGCUGAUAAUUCUCAUGACAACAUGCUUCUGUAGGUAUUUCGAAAGUAUGGGCGGACUCAACUGGGUUUGAGAUUAUUUAAAGGCGGGUGUUAGUAGAAGAAUUUGGUGGGUUAGCAGCUUGAGCAGUGACCAAGUGAAGGCACAGAAUGAUGUUUGUUUUUAUCAAUGGUUUGCAAACGAAGUUUGCUGGUGAUGUCUCUGUGAUGGCGGCCCGAAUAGAAAUGUACAGUAACAAAACCAUGAUUUUCACUGUGACAGUACAGUAAUUUUACAAUAAUUUAUAGUAAGUUUUAGUGUUAUGCUACAAUACAAAAACAAACUUUAACGUUUUUACAGUAAAUUUCAACGUAAAAUAGACUUUUACAGUGAAAAAGGGGGUGGUUAUGUAUCUUAACAUUUAAAAAAUCAAUUUUUCUCCAUACAUUUUUUUCUCGAAAACAGUAAAAUUUAGUGGGAAUUCACUGUAUCAGUUUUCUGCUGAACAGUGAAAUUUAUUGCUACAUGAAAUUUUAUUGUAAAUCUACUGUGAGAACUUGGCAUCGAACAAUGUUGAAACAGUAAUAACUAUAAUAUUUAUUGUUUUAUGAUUGUUUGUAGGGUAAAUGCUAUUGUAAAAUUCUAUCCGGGGGUGGUUGAGAAAAAAGCCAUCAAAGCGACAGUGGCGGAGUGUUUUUUUUUAGCAGAGACUCGAUGUAAUUUGUUUUACAUUAGCAAGAUUGAAUCUGCAAGCAUGAUGUACAGUUAAAAUCCAGCGAUGAUCGAAGAUGGUGGCCACCGGUCAACGAUGCGAUAAGUUCUACGAGCAAAAUUUCAUCGCAUCCAAAGAAAAGUAAACGAGACAUCCGUUUUCGCUAUAGGAAGAACGACGGUCGCGUCGAGUACUGGAGCUCGUACACUAUGAUGUAUGUGGGCCUAUGACGCCAACAGAAUGGGAUGGCUACCAAUAGCUCGUCAUCUUUAUCGACGAUUGGUUUUGUGUCUAAUCCAUUCGUGGUGCUACGGCACUUCGAAAAGUAUGGACGCGCAAAAUUUGGAGUUAGAAUUUCUCGUUUUCGUUCGGACAGCGGCUGGGAAUAUUUCUGAAAAGAUUCACUGGGUCACUUUUUAACUAGACCGCCGCUAGUUUAAUCAUUGUCCAAUAAAAGGGCAUUUGAAUGUCAAAAUUUUAUGUCAAGUUCACUUUGACAAUCAAACAAUACUUAGAGAUGUGAACAGAUACAAUGGGCAUAUAGUCAAUGCAACUGGCCCUUAGAGCUAUAUGAUAAUUUAAUCAAGAAGAAGAAGAAAAAGAAGAGGAAGAGCAGAUGCAAUUAAGUGAUAUGUCUGCUCUGGAAAGGUUUCGACGUCUGCCAGUCGGUGUAAAUAGCGAAUCAAAUUCAUCAGUUGAACCGAGGGUGUGGCCCAAUCAGUGAAUCACGAUUGUAUAUAGUACCUUAUUGUCCUGAGCAGAACGGCACCAGCUCGUUCUAUGAUAUUUGAUUGCGAAUUUUGGGGCAAAGCAAUGCAAAUCGCUGCUUUGUUAACAAAUAGAAGUCCGGCUAGCCCUAUUGAUCAGAAAUUGAUCCCGUAUGAUCUGUUCGAAAGAAGAAAACAUGAUGUGUCAAAAUUUCGAGUGCUUGAAUCAGAGCUACAAAUAUUCAAAUUCAUUGAAUGGAAACUGAUCAUAUUCAGCCGCAUUCAUUUUCAAUAAUCAGUGACGCGGGCCCCUAUUGGGUUCUUUACUGACACAACUAACCUCACUUUUCGCUUGUACUGUUUGCGGACAACUAGAUUCGCUCGAAGCAAAUCGCAAAGAUUUUUCUAAGUCCAUGUAAACAGUACAAGCGAGCUGUCAAAAAUGAACACUCGAGUUCAUUUGUGACGUCACCGUAAAGGGCUCAAUUAUUGGUUCGAAUCAAAACUCGUCGAAAUGUCAAUUGACGAUAGGUUUAUCCGGAGUGUUCAUUUGUGUUUACAUUUAGCUAGCGUUGCCAAUUUUAUUUUGUGUCCUUCACCCAAUGUCGCUACGCCACAUCGCUUUUGGGAUAGCCCUUAUGUUUGAGUGAGCCGGGCAAACGAGAGUUUGAGUGAGCCGGGCAAACGAGUGGAUCACAGGUGCGCUUGCAUCCGAAGGCGGGUCGGUGGCCACCUCGCCUGGCUCCUCAGCGGCUUUGCGCCGCUUCGGUUCCUAGGCCUCGGUUAUGGUAUCCCUUAAACAGAGGCUCCUGAAGGGUAUCGGAUGGUUACCGGAACCUAGUAAAGUUCAACCUUAAAUAAGCCGGAAUUCUAACUGGUUCUAACUCGUUUUCCGGCACUAGUAACACAACCGAUUCUGACUAGAAUCGGUUGUGUCACUGGAGCCAGAAUACGAAUAUGAACCAGCCAGCAUUCCGGCUGAGCUUAACUGGGAAGUUUAGUAAAAUUUGAUCUGGAAAUAGAAAUUUUCUGGCAACGCUCCAGCACCCCGUUGAAUUCUAACGAUUUCACCACCCCAGCCAGGUUGACGAUAUGAAAUGAACUUUGUUUACUUUCGACAAGUUUUGAUUCGAUUCAACAACAUCCAGCCUAGGUUCAUCCUGCGUGUUCAUUUGUGUUUACAUUUGCUAGCGUUGCCAAUUUUAUUUAGUUUCCACCACCCAAUGUGGUCGCUACAGCUCAGUCGUACUUAAACUAGGGAUAACCCUUAUGUUUGAGUAAGCCGAGCAAACGAGUGGAUCACAGGUGCGCUUGCUUCCGACGGCGGGUCGGCGACCACCUCACUCGGCGGAUCUUCAGCGGCUUUGCGCCGCUUCGGUUUCUAUGCCUCCGUUAUACGGCUAAGCCGCAUCGAAAUGGUAAAGUUCAACCGGAAGUUGGAACCAGCCAGCAUUCCGGCUGAGCUUAACUGGGAAGUUUUCUAAAAUUUAAUCUGGGAAAUAAAAAUUUUCUGGCAACGCUCCCUCGCCCCGUUGAACUCUAACGAUUUCGCCACCUGGGAGCAAGAUUGACGCUAUUGAGAUAUCUGACGUUUAAAAUACGCACACUGAGAUCUCGCAUUUUUAUACUACCGCCCUCCCUUUAAGCCCAGAAGACGUUUGUUUUCCUCCCAAUUCGCCGUGUAAAUGAUUUGUUUUCCUCCUAAUUCAAACGUCAAAACGGUACAAUACCAACGCAGCUGGAUAGGUCUAUGGAAUGAACUUUGUUUACUUUCGAAAAGUUUUGAUUCGAGUCAACCUGGGACGGGACAUGCGGAUAGAUGUUUUCUUUUCCCUUUUCCAUUCUUCGUUUCUAACUGCUCACAUACGCUCUCAUUCUGGAUCACAUAUUGCUCACAAGCUUUCUCAUUCUGGCUCACACUGGUUUAAAGUGACGUUUCAUAGCUGGAUCAAUUUGACACUCGUUUUUUUUCCUAUCCGCAUGUCCCGUCCCAGGAGCCAACAACAUCCAGCCCAACUGAAAACGUCAAAUGGAUCAAUUCCAUAUCAAUAUUAGAAUAGGGCUAAUAAGAUUUGUGAACAAAUUUUUGUUUUGCUGAUUUCUCAUAAUUUGUUAUAUUUUCAACCCAGAAGAUGUUGAUUCAUGCGUAUCUUUCAUGAAAUUCGACUCGACAGCGGAGUAAUGAGCGAAAUAAGUUUGUUUAUAAAAAUCUCAUUAACCCUUUUGAAGAGUUGAUAUUGAAUUGCACUUUCAUUCAAUCGAAGACUGCAUAUCAAGAAGGCUGGCAACUCUGUUCAGAAUCGGGAGACUGCUCUUUAAUGCAUUUCUUGCUUGCGAGGUAACCCAGCAGACGAGCAUUCGCAAGAAAAACUUCCUGGAAUUGCGCUGCAUACUAGAUGAAAGCUUGGGUUCCUCGCGAGCAUUAUCGCUCGCGUUUUUGCUUUGCCCGGAUGCGAGUGAUGUAGAACGCUAGGCAUGUUAUUCAUACACGCUCGCGAACUCCCGUUGUGUUCGUGCUUCUUGCUCGAUUCGCAACACUGUCUCCGAUUAUUGCACGAAGCGAACGUGUAACAACGAAUCAAACGUAUCAAAAGUAGGCCCUGGCACAAUGUAAUCGAUGAUAAUUAUUAUUGUAUAUUCUUUACCAACAUUUGAAGGCAUUUACCUAGAUAAUUAGUGGAAUGAAUAUUAAUGUAUGAUAUUCAACUGAAUUUUUGAAUAACACGGAUUUUUGAAUCAAUAUUUUGUCUAUUCAUGAGUCGCAACCGGUUCAUUUUCAGACGUCAAAAUAAGCUUCGAUUGUUUUUAACUCUGGUUUGGAUCCAUUGACUUAUUUGACGUCUAUGACACCAACACAGUUGCAAUGUGUAUAGACAACAUACAUACCCAAGUAACCAAUAAGCAUUAUAACGUAGCCUAAUAUCUGCUUUAGAUCCACAUAUAAAGCAGUCUUAUAGAGCCGUGAAGCCCUAAAUACUGAUAUAAUGCUAGUAUUAUGCCAGAAAAGGUGAUAUAUAGUGCUAUUACUGUGCAGAGAUUGACAGCUCGUUUCUGCAGUACUAAUGCUAUUAUAUAUCACUAGCGCACAAAUGUUAAAUUUGAAAGCCUUACCUUACAUUGGCACUACUAAUGCUAUUAAAAAGCUUCAGCUGGCUGUCAUUGUCCGGCAUGGUUUUAAAACCAUUUCUUAUGUUUCCUUUCGGUAUGAUGAGCAAAAAGGAAAAAAUUUAAAAUAAAAUAUUCUGUUUAAAACCGUAAUUGACUCUCUUCUAAUGCAUUGUAAUGAAUAUCCUUAAUGGAGGUACCUUGCCUCGUCCUUCACGGUAAGUGCGCUGCGUUUGCUGCCUGGACUAUAUUGCAUAUGUUCGAUUGAAAUGAAAUACGCCGAAUAUUAUCUUCAAGAAGAGUUACAUAACAAAUAAACCCACAGCAUUACAAUAGCAUUAUAUCGGUUUUCUAUUUGCUCUAUAAUGGCACUAAAUGCACAUGUGAAGCUUACAUGCUUUAAAGGUCCUUGAAGCAUGUACGUGUUAUAUCAGCUUUAUAUACGCAUAUAGAGCAAGCGAUAAUGCUAUAUUUCGGCUGUACAUUUAUGCAUUAUUGAUGCUAAUAUAGAGCUUUAUUGCAUUGUUAAUGCUGUAAUAGAGUUUUAAUGCAACACUAGUGCAAAUGUAUAGCCAAUAUAGCUAAUGGUUACUUGGGUAUAACGCUAUGUUUACAAUUCGCCAUCUGAUUUAACCUCAUUUGGCAACAAAACAACCCGAUUUAACCUCAAUCUCGCACUAACACAACUCCACAUAGAUUAGUCAAUGGUUGGAUGUUGUUGGCUCGAAUCAAAACUCGUCAAAUGUAAACAAAGUUCAUUCUGUAGCGUUAAUCUGGCGCCCAGAUGGCGAAAUCGUCUAUUUCCCAGAUUAUGUUAGAGGAAAUUUCCCCCUUCAGGAACCUCUGUUAAGGUGCAGCAGUACAAUGUAACUGAAGCCUACCAUGCUAGCCGUGGCCAAUCAAGACCGGAUGCUUGUACACCUGAUGGACGUACGCACAGCUUUUCUCAGCGGUAACCUGGGUGAAGAGAUUUUCAUGUCGCAAUCUGAAGGAUUUAUGGACAGUGUGGAUUCAGUAUGUCGUCUACGAAGUCUUUUCACGACCUCCAGCAGGUAUCCAAUGCGUGGAACGAUCCCUUCCAUCAAUUCAUCGCUAGGCUGGGAUUCAAGAGGAGUGGUCAGUGUCUGAUAUUUGCGAGGCGCGAGCGAUAAAACGGUCUACCUAAUCUUAUACGUAGACGAUGUUCUGGUAAUCGGAUUUAGCUUGAAUGAGAUACAGAUUGCUAAGAUUUGUCGAUCAAUGGAAUUCGAUAUGACCAUCACUAGUUAAGUCACUGGUUUCCUUGGUAUGCGGAUUGAAAGAAAUAUUGACAAGCGUAUCUUGAUCAUUAUCCAGCCUAGAUACCUCGAAGAAUUGUUAAAUCGUUUUAAUAUGGCUGACUGUAAACGAAGCAAAGUGCCGAUGGAGUUUCAUCUGAAGAGUCGCAACGUUCAGCGAAGCCGUAUAGAGAGUUGAUAGGUUGUUUGAUGCACGUAUCCUUGUCAACUCGUUCAGAUCUUCUUGAAUCGGUCCACUUCUAUAAACCGUUCCAAAGUUGUCCUGCUGAGGAAUGUUCAGUUUCCUAGUUUUUCUUCGCGUUGUGGUCUGAACACGGCAGUGUUUUCGUUAUACACAAUAUUGCACCCGUCUAUUUUGCUCGUUGUGCCCAUUUGUGUAGGUAUGUAAUAGAGACCUCAACAUCUAAGUAGGAGUUUUCCCACUAUUUGGGUUCUUGUUUGUCCGGCGGACCCUAUUUGUCAGGGCGGCCUAGAUGCUUCUAGCUGAAUUUCGGAUUUUCGUAAACAAACUAAUAAAAGCAAACUAAACUUAAUUUUACCGUAUUUAUCUCUUUUAUUCUGUACACUUCAAUGAUGCUGUUGGUGACGGAAAUGGGUCGCGGUUUGUUACCGCUUCCGAUCGGUCGUGAUUUCCAACGACCGCAUUCUUCCUGCUGCGAAUGCUGGUUGUCAUUGGUUGUUCCCGCAGCGGUUAUUAGCUUUUAACUAGGAAAGUGAGCAAGGCUUCUUUGUUGCAACCUCCCUAGCAAAUCGUUCAGCAGCAAGCGACCCCGGAAGUCACCGAAGUGCACUUCCCAGGGGAAAGCUUUGCACCCUGCUUCGUUCUUGGAAAUUGACUGUUCAGGAGACCUUAGCUCGUUUGACUGAUCCUUCACAGUGAGAACGGUCGGUGUUCGGUUCCUUGGAUUUCAACCGGAGACGCGAGAACGCUCCUUUACGGUUAGCUGUCCCAAUACGGCGAACCAACACCACACACAUGAGUACCCGAACCUCGGGUCGGCACUUUUCGACGGGGAUUUUCACCAUCGCAUACGUGCACUUUACACCACUGGUUACUUGGCGGUAAACUGUUUUGGAAAGAAGCGGUGUGUGAAGGAGACAGUUGCGGACCACGGCAUCGAAUACACGCCCUGAUUAGUUUUGUUUUUUUUUCUGGGACCGUUUCCCGCGUUAGAAUAGGUGGAACAAAAUUCGUAGUGAAUAUUUUUUGCGGCGUGUGCCCUGUUGCCUCGUGUGCGAACGGGGUUAUUCUCCCUGUAUUUCAAACCGGUUGCGCCUUUGUUCCAGUACACUUGUAACAAUUGAAUCCGUCCAACGUAAACCGAACAUCUGUUGCGAACAGACCGUACACCCCAAAAUGUUGUGAUAAAAAUUGAUCAAUUCAAAAUGCUGAAAACUCAGCAAUUUAAAUUCAACCCUUUGUCAGAUUCUUUUUGUUGAAAAUUCCGCAAUUUAGUUGUCAAAGUGACAGCACAACCACCGAUUGUUCAGUAAUCCAGCUCAGAUUACUGAAAAUUCGGUCAAUUGACUAGUCCAUGUGCAGUUGUGUUAGUGCGAGAUUAAGGUUAAAUCGAGUGGAAUUUUUGCCAAAUGAGGUUAAAUCAGAUGGCGAAUUCUAAACAUCGCGUUAUAUGUAUGUUUUCUAUACACAUUGCAACUGUGUUGGUAUCCUAGACGUCAAAUAAGUCAAUGUGAAGUCAUUUUGACAAAUCAAUUGCUGACUUUUUAGCAACAGAAAUCUGUCAAAUGGUUGAAAUUAAAUUGCUGAGUUUUCAGCAUUUUGGAUUGCAGAAUUUUUAUCACAGCAUUUUGGUGUGUAACAUACCCAAUAUGCACCUCCAUCACAGAGUCAACUAGUGAGUGCAUUUGUCAGAUCCACAUAAUAAACACUGCAGAAAAAAAUCACAAAAUAUUUAGAUAGUACAUAUAAAAACGAUAAAACCCGUUGAUACAAAUUGUCUACAAAGAAAGGAAACCCGUUUCUUCCCCAUCUUCCUGAAAAUGCCCUUAAAUUAAUUAAAAACUAACAACAAAAGAAAAGUAUAGUUUUGUACCAUGUUGAUAAAACAAGAACAAGAAAUGAGAAGAAACAUUAGAAAGUAAGUGAAGAGAAGAAAAUGCCAUUCGGGACCACAAAGAUCGCAGCGGAACGCUGGAGCUGUCCAAAAAAAACUACGAUAAAAAUCGAUGGAAAGAAAAUGGAAGUUACCACAUACCCAAAUACAUAUACUAAAACUCUCAAAUUAAAUUGGAGAUUAAAAAAACAAACACGUGAUGUAAGGCGAGCCAUAAUCAGGCACACUAUAUACAACUGCAGCACCCUUAGCCGCGCGUAGGUUCAAAAGAGUUCUUGCCACAGCUAGAGAGAAAAAGCAUCUUUAGAAAAUCAUUUUUAGAGGACGGUACCAGGGUUUUAGAUUGGGAAAUCCAACGUAUCUUCAACUAGGUUUUGGACAACAUGUGCCUGACAACCGCAGCAAAGUAGAUGAGCCAGUAACCAUUUAGUGACCAAAGUAUGAUAACAGAUUAGCAGCGAAACGGGAACACCGAUCCCGCUAUCACUAGGAUCGGGAUGGGUCACUUCCGUUACCACGUUUCAGGUCGAAUCGAAACCAGUUCGAUCUCUCCGCUGUGAAGUAGAAUGUUCCUUUUGUUCGUUUUGUUCCGUACAUGUAAAAACUCCUCUAUUGAAAAAAAAUGAAGAGCUUAUUGUGUGUAUGUGGAAAACUCACAACCCGCAAAAAGAAAUUAGUCAAACAAUGUGUUGUCAGUGGUCACACAUUUCGUUGUUUCCGGAAGGAGUAAGAAAAUAAUUUAAAAAUAAUGUGCUAAUUGUGAUCCUUUAUAGAGAAGAGUGCUGGUUUGGUUUUCCCGUUUUUUGAUACGUUCCCUUUCCGACUAGUUCAAUACGUACCUUUUCGUAGAUGGUUAACUAGAGUAAAUAAAGUUAGUUGGUCUUUAGAGCGAAAGCCAAGCGAGCAUGAUAGAGAACAAAACAAAAUCACAAGUCGGUUAUAAUGAAGUAAAACUUACAACAAAAAAAAAACUGUACCUUGUAAUUACUGCGACUAUGAUAGCCAAGCAUAAAGAAGAUUAUAGUGAAAUACAAAUAAAAGUCGUUAUGUUUCUGUUUUUCCUAAUGUAAAGUAAAACUGAUGAGUCCUUAUGAUAAGCUAGAGAAAACUGUAAACCGUAAGAAAGCAGCCACUGUUAUCGUCAAUAUUUAUUUUACUAAAAGAUACUCGAAAGAAAUAUGAAUGAAAAAAAAAAAAAACAAAAGAGAUACUAGCAUAAGGUAAGGAAAAAAUAACAUUCAAACAACAAGGUAUCAAGUCCGGAAACUGUAGUACUUAAGGGACGAAAAAAACAGAAACUGAAUAUUUGCAGAUAGAGGAAAAAAGCAGAACAAACCAAUGAUCGUGUUUGUGGAAAUCAAUUUGUCAAUCUAAUUACUAACCUUUUGCCCAACUACAGUCCCCAUGUAUAUCCCCACAUAUACAUGUGUCAUCGUACAGGCAUGAAAGUGAGAGAAAAUUAUAAAAAAAAUAUUAGAUGUAUAUACACGAAACAUUAUAAAAUCUGUA